Messenger RNA from Closterium sp. Yama58-4, 2705 nucleotides. NCBI's taxonomy places the organism in Eukaryota, Viridiplantae, Streptophyta, Zygnematophyceae, Desmidiales, Closteriaceae. The record is from the annotation of a GenBank genome assembly.
AUGCAGAGCGAGAGCAAGGGGCAGGUGGAGCUGUUUGGUGACUACCUGUCGCCAAGGGAUGCGCAGGGCCAUGGCACGUGGUGCGCGGGGGCAGCAGCAGGGGCGGCAGGGGUACAACUCAGCGACACGGGGGAGACAGCCAGCGCGCGCAUUGCCGCCUACAAGGUGUUUUGGCGCAGGAAGGGGCAGGUGUGGGCUACGGAGGCAGGCAUAGGAGCAGCGGUGAGGGCAGCAGCAGGGGCAGCGGGAGUCCCUCUCGGCGACACAGGCGAGACAGCAAGCGGCAUGGCCCCCCGCGCGCGAAUCGCCGCCUACAAGGUGUUUUGGCGCAGCGGGGGGCAGGUGUGGGCGACGGAGGCGGACAUAGCAGCGGCGGUGAAUGCAGCCGUGGCGGACGGCGUGGACGUGCUGUCCCUGUCGCUGGGCAACCUUGAAGCCUCGAAAACAUACUUCCAUGACGCUGUGUUCCUCAAUGCACUCGCGGCGGGAGUGGUGACGGUGUUUGCAGCGGGUAACAGCGGGGCGCCUCGAGGCAAGCCCUCAUCGUACCGCACUAUCCGCAACUUCUCGCCCUGGUACCUCACCGUCGGAGCCAGUUCCAUCAGUCGAGUAUCAGCCAUAGACGGCAGUGCCACAGCGUUCUCAACACCCGAUGCUCCCGCCACCACCACAGCCAUGAGCUACCCCACUGCUGCCGCUGCUGCCACUGCUCACCCGCCCACUCUUGCCGCACAAGCUUUUGCUGCUGCUGGUGAAGGAAAUGGUGCUGCUGUAGUGCACGCGGUUAUGGCAGCACAUGCGAAUGCCACCUGGAGCGCCAACAGCGGUGCUGUGCCGUCCCGCGCGCGCAUCACCCCCUUCGAACUCCCCGGAUCGCCAGUAGAGGCGCCCAUCAUCUCCCCCACCUCCUCCUGCGGCCCGCUCGUCCCCCCCACCUCCGCACCCUCCGCCCCCAAACCCACCAACGACAUUCUCAAGCCAGACAUCAUCGCACCAGGCGUGCAGCUGUGGGCCGCGUUCCCCCCACCAGAUCACUCCAUGGCCCCCUCUUCCGGUUACCUCGCGCUGCUCUCCGGGACCUCCAUGGCGACUCCGCAUGUGGCGGGCGUUGCAGCGCUCAUCGUGCAGCAGCGGCCUGAUUGGUCCCCGGCGCAGGUUAUGUCCGCGAUUAUGACCACCGCGGCGGUUACCAGUAACCGCGGGCUGGCGAUAAGGAAUGACUACGGGGACGAUGCGAGUCCGUGGGAGAUGGGAGCUGGGCAUGUGCGUCCUGAGAAGAUUCUGGAUGCUGGACUUACGUUCAACGCGAAUGCGAGCGAUUAUGCUAAUUUUCUGGCCGGGCAGAGUUAUGCCCGGGCCAAGAAGCAGUUUCAGGGCACAGUUCUGCGGAAGAUUCGCGCGUGCGAUCUGAACCGUCCGGUGAUUUCCGUGUCGCGGGUGGUACGGAGUGUGACGGUGAAGCGGACGGUUACGAAUGUGGCUGAUUUUGGGUCGAUGUAUUUUGUGAAUGUGGUGGAACCGAGGAGAGUGCGCGUGAGUGUUUCACCAGAUGCGUUCUCGAUAGAGCCAGUGCUGUCCGCGGACUUCCACCCGUCGGGCGUGCUCGCGACUGGCGGCGCGGAUAAGGAGAUUAAGCUGUGGCGAGUGGCAUCAGACGCAGCAGGAGAGCCGACAGUGGAGUUCGUGGCAGCACUGGCACACCACAACUACGCCGUCAACGCGCUGCGCUUCUCGCCCUCUGGAGACGUCCUCGCCUCAGGAGCAGAUGGGGGGGAGAUAGUGCUAUGGAGGCAGGUACAGACGCCCAAUGGAGCCAUCUGGAAGGUGUUUCGAGCCCUCAGUCGGCAUGAGAGGGACGUGCUGGACCUGUCGUGGUCACCGGACGGGCAGUGGCUAGCAUCGGGGUCAGUAGACAACUCCGCCAUCAUCUGGAACCUCGCCCGAGGCGUGCCAGAGGCCUUCCUCAAGGACCACGUGCACUACGUGCAGGGCGUGGCCUGGGACCCUCUCUCCCGCUUCCUCGUCACCUGCAGCGGCGACCGCACCUGCCGCGUCUACUCCCUACCCUCGCCCCCUCCCACCGCUGCUGCUGGUGCUGCUGCUGCUGGUGGUGGUAGUGGCGGGGGUGUUGGGGAGAAUGGAGCAAAGGCAGACGGCCCGAGCAAGGCGGUGCGCGUGCAUCUGUUCCACGACGAGAACAUGCCCUCCUUCUUCCGCCGCCUCGCCUGGUCACCUGAUGGCGCCAUGCUCCUCAUCCCUGCCGGGGUAUGGAAGGCAUCACCAUCAGCCCAACCCACCAACACGUGCUACGUCUUCUCUCGAUCAGACCUCACCAAGCCCAUCAUGCACCUGCCAUCGCUCAACAAGCCGCUAGUGGCUGUGCGCUUCUGCCCUGUCUUCUUCCACCCCUCCUCGCCCACCCACUCGCCUGCACUGGCGCUGCCUGUACAAGUCCCUGACGCCGCAGCACCCACUGCUGCUGGUGCUAGUGGGGAUAAGGAGGAUGCGCAACAAGACCGGCACCAGCAGCAGCAGAACACACCACCAUCCCCCGCGUACCCCUCCCCGCUACCCGUGUCGCUACCAUACCGCAUGGUGUAUGCUGUAGCCUCUACCAACUCGGUCUGUCUGUACGACACUGCCACGCCGCGCCCCCUCGCCCUGCUUGGCGGCCUGCACUACGCUGCCAUCACGGACCUCGCAUG